Molecule: messenger RNA, 4783 nt
Organism: Anolis carolinensis (green anole)
Lineage: Eukaryota; Metazoa; Chordata; Lepidosauria; Squamata; Anolidae
Gene: tlcd4
Product: TLC domain containing 4
Exons: 8
Coding region: 507-1295 (262 amino acids)
Biological process (GO): lipid homeostasis
Cellular component (GO): endoplasmic reticulum; membrane
Source: RefSeq, a predicted model, not a curated record
AAAAGGGCGGGAAAGCCCUUUGGGUGGCCCCGCCCCCUCCCCUUGCCUCCGCCUUCUGCUGCUGCCCCUUCAACCUCUUUCAGGCGGGAGGGCAGGUGCCACUCACCCCUCCCUCCUCGCUCUAGUCCCGCCCCUCCAGCGGCGGCCGCCUGAAGCCCAGUGUCGGCCUGCUGUGCGGCGGCGGAAGCAGCUGGCAGCGGGGCCUUUAAGGCUGGCGCAAAGGAGGGAGCGCGGCUGAGGGAGGAGGCGGAGGGAGCCGUCCAGCCCGCAGUGGCCCCGCCGCCGUUGCCUUCGCCGCAGGAGCCGCAAAGAGGAGCCUUUCCCGGCUCGUUGUGGGCGUGAGGAUGGCAGGAAGGCGGCCGCGGUGAGCCCUUCCUCAGUAUGAACAGUGCUGAAAGACUUUUUGCUGGUGCUCCAGUGAUGAAGUUGUGUGAAUAAAAUAUUCCCUUAUAGCCUACAAGCUCUCAUUGUGAACUCAUGUUGAAGGCACAUGGGCAGGCUGAAAAAUGAUGGCUACCUUCAGUAAACUCAAUCUGGCUGUUAUCAUUAGCAGUUUUGCUAUAUUUCAGUUCGGCUUCCACUCACUAAGUGCUUGGAUUUCUUCACGUGUAACUUCUGGUUUUAACAAUCUUGACCAAAAGAAGAAAAUUGAAUGGAAUUCAAGGACAGUUUCUUCGUUCCAUGCCUUGUUGGUUGGAGCAUUUUGCAUGUAUAUUCUAUUAUAUGAUGAUGCUGUAAAUGCUGACCAUGUUUGGGGUGAUCCUUCUAUAGUGCAAAUAAACCUUUCUAUUACUUCAGGCUACCUCAUUUCAGAUCUGCUGCUUCUUAUUUUCUACUGGAAGGCAAUUGGGGAUAUAUUUUUUAUAAUUCACCAUAUCGCAGCUCUGUAUGCUUAUUACUUUGUACUGCGAUGGGGAUUGUUGGCAUAUUUUGCCAAUUUUCGUCUGCUUGCAGAAUUUUCUACCCCUUUUGUGAAUCAGCGAUGGUUUCUUGAAGUUCUGUGCUACCCCAAGGAUUCAAAAUUCAAUAUCAUCAAUGGAGUACUAAUGACAAUUGCAUUCUUCCUGGCGAGAAUCAUAAUCAUGCCAAUUUAUUACGCCAAUGUUUACGCUGAGUUGGGAACAGAAGCUUUCUACCGAUUGGGAUUCGCAGCUCAGUGUGCCUGGUUUUCUUCCUGCUUUGUCUUGGAUGCCAUGAACUUAAUGUGGAUGGUCAAAAUUACAAGGGGUUGUUGCAAAGUUCUCCGUCUUAUUGGACAAAGAUCCAAAGCUCUUAAGAAUGGCAAAUCUGACUAGAAGACUUCAUAUCUAUAUCUACAUAUCUAUACUAGAGCACCUUUGGGUACAUUGAAAAAACAAUGGGAACUUUUGACAUAAAAAAGCUCCUUUUAAGGACAUAAGGUAUUACCUCUUUUGAAUUUAGCCCUCCCCUUAACCCCGUGGCCUUGGCGCACAGGGCCACUGCAUUGGAAGACUUGCAUUAUGUGGAAUGGGAAACAACAACACGCUGUAUACACUGAUCCUAGCAGUGUGGUCUAAGCACUUAGUAGACAAAUGAACCUGCAAAGGAACAAACUCUUCUAGCACACUGUUCCUAGGAAUUUUCACUCAGGUUUCUUAGACUGAUGUGUUUUUAAUGCCUGUGAAUGUCAGGAUCUUUGGUUUACGUUCUGCUAAUACAGCAGCUUUCCUGGCAUGUUCUUCUGCUUUCUUAAUGUUUGAUAUUCAUAACUGAGGCUUCAUCUUUUGUCAACUUUUUUACAUUUUUGCAAGUAAUUUGCUUUGAAUCUAUAAUCUUUUACUGCAUUUUCUGCUGCCUUAUAUGCAUGCACAUGACCUUCGGGAUUUACAUAAACAUAUACAUUUUACAUAAAUGUGUAGAAUUUGAGGUUUCUUUUUAAAGGCCAAUUACUCGUACUAACUCUUACUGUACAUAAAGAAUGACGAGUUGUUUUCAGCUCUCGCUCCCCUCUAUAUCUGAAUUCUACUACAUGUUAGCAUGAUAAACAGUAUAGAAACGAGCAGUUUCUUGUAUCAGUGUUCCUUCCCCUUUCAUGAUUAUUGGGACCUUAUAUGUUUUUAGUGCAUUGUCAUAUCACUAUGUAGUUUUUUUUUGUGGAGUGUACAUUGGUGAAGGAAAGAAGGCAUUAAUCUGUUUGGAAUAUGUGAAUUGUCAUAAGAACCACUGAAGCUAAGAAAUGCAUAACUUGUUAUUUAUUUUCAUUGCCAUUCUGCUCUCUCUUCUCCAAAGCAAACUGAGAAAUAAGAAAUUGCCUCAUCAAAUGGAAAAAUCCUUAAUAAAAUCAUAGAUGCAAUUUUUAAUUUUGUAUUAGAGCAAUUCUGCAAAGCUGAUACAUUGAUACAUUGAUACAACAGUUAGAGAGAAAUAUCAAAGUCAUCUAGCUCUUGACUUUUCAAUGAGAGUGAUAUGUCUAAUGUUACUCUUAAAGGAAAAGUACAAGAAGCUGUGUCGUUCUGUUGGCUCAAGUAGCAUAAAUAACAGCUUAGUUUGAUGUCAUAAUGCCUUGUAAGGGCAAAGCUAUUGGAUCUAACACUUGAAGGAGGAUAAAAAUGGGAUUUUACCAAAUGGCAGAGGUUUGCUCUUUAGGGUUGUAUCCAGUGACACUAUUUGAUAUAACUAAGUGAAAAGAAAAUAUUUGUAAGAAAAACCGACAACUGACUCUUAUUUGUUUACACUGAUUUUAAACACUCUCUACUGUCAUGAUCUCAAGCCUAUUUUAUUUUUUACUCGAUUCUUGAGCUGUAUCUUGAAUCAAAUGUUCACCUAAUGUGCCAUUUGUCUUAAUGUUUUAAAUAACGUGUGUCAUAACUUGCUGCUAAUGUGUUAAUUUUCACAUUUCUAUAGAAAUAAGCAGGAACAUUGUAGAGAACAGGCUGAAUUCCUGUGUUUUGUCCAGAAAUAAUUUCAUGUCUCUAUUGUGUGAUUUCUUCUUACUGUUCCUUUUCUAAGACCUAUAUGCCCAUGGCUUCUAGAUAAUAUGGGUUUAAAGAAGGAAUUACUAUGAAGGGCAAAUUUUCCUCUUUCUUACUGUAUUUAUAUUUCUUUAUAGCUUGUUAAACAAUGUCAUGUUUGCCAGAUUAGAGUGAUUGCUUCCUGUUCAAUGAAAUUACAUAGAUUGUCAUGACCAUUCAUUUUUCUUUACAUUAGUAUUCUCAUAUCUUAUGUAUUAAUAUAGUAGCAUUAGCUGUGUUCAGAGAUGCAUUUUCAUCACUUGGCGACAGAAGCAUAUUAUGUAUUGACUUAAAGACCACAAAUAAGGUGUUUCUUAUGACACUGUUUGUGUACUUUAUACACUUAGCUAUGAGUCUUUAAAUGGUGAGAGAUCAAGUGAUAUAUGUGCAUGUGUGAACUAAACAAAUAUUUUAUUUUGUUUUUUUGUAAUUAUAAGCCAUUUUUUUUCCUGCCAAGCCUUUGUGUGUGUCAAAAAGCCUAAAAAUACAAAAUCUAAAUAAACACUUGUAAUUUGUUUAGAUGAAAAUGGGGAAGUUGUUAACAAACAACAAAUGUAUAGGCUAAGCUUGGGUACUGGUUAGUCCCCUUUGAUUUGUUCAUUUUGAUUGCAAAGUGCCUGACACAUUUGUUAUCCAUGAAUUAGUUACUUUUUAUUCCAUCACUGAGACAGAACUAAAUAGUGGUUUGUGAUCUUAAUUAAGUUAAAAUAGUGACCAAAUGUUAAAGCUGUUAAAGUAAGACCCUUGUAUCUACAGAGGAUACAUUCCAAGAUGAAUUGCAGCUACUGAAAACUGUGGAUAAUUCGGAACACCAGUAAAAUAAAUGACUUGUGGUCCCAGUAUACAAUAGAGAACAUAGACAUUUCUCAAGGUGUCCUUAUCUAGGCCUCCAGCAACUUCUCAAAGCAGAGAGUCACGGGGGGGGGGGGGGGGGGCUGUAUUGUCCCGGCACUAUGGAAACCCACAAGUGAAGGGCUCACGUUUCUGCUAAAGAUUUUUUUUUCUCUCUCAGAAAAUAGCUAGGUUACAAAGUGAAGUCUUGUUCUGUUUCAUAGGGAAGUACAGGGACGUACUAGCACAAUAAGGACCCAUAGCUAAGCAUUUGACAACUGGGUGAUCUGGCCACUGUUCCAACUUGUUUGCUGGGUGGCUCACUUCUAAGUGUGUUUUUUACUUCUUUGUUGGGGUGAAGUUACCAUUCAAAAUAUUUCAGUCUUUUUUCAAUAAUAACUUAAAAAGCAAACUAUUUUAUGUUCAUUGUAAAUAGGAUAUUUAAUUUCUUCAACAGUGACAAAUUAUGUGGUUUCUGAAGAGGUUUCUUAGAAGGUCUUCUCCUAGGUUUUUGCUCUCAGACUCUUCAAGCUUAAAAAUAAUACGAGUGACAUGGAUUUUCAUCCACAAAAGUCAUUUAGAUUCUGCAUAAUAUUGGGAUCAAUUUCAGCAUGUUAAGUCUCCCUUCUUUGGAGUUACUGCAAUUCAUGGGUAUUAAAUCAACAUCAGGUAAUAUUAAAUGUUCACGUUUGUGCUCUUGUAUUUUUUCCACUCCAUUAAAAAAGGCAAUCUUAUACUUACCUAUGACAAAAACUGUUGAAUUCAAUGAGGUUUAUACCUGAGUAAGUAUUCAUAGGAUUGCACUUAAUAUAUUUAGUUUGUCCUUCUGUCUCUAUAUUAAGAAUUUAAAAUACCUUUAUUUUGGAAGGUUGCAGAAUGUAUUAUUUUAAUUGGAAAGUGCAAGAUACAUAAGCUUGUAGCCUGCUUGAUUUUAUUUAUUCAUUUAUUUAAUUUGUAAAUAAAAGCAUUUCUUUAUUUCA